Molecule: messenger RNA, 1531 nt
Organism: Helianthus annuus (common sunflower)
Lineage: Eukaryota; Viridiplantae; Streptophyta; Magnoliopsida; Asterales; Asteraceae
Exons: 5
Coding region: 2-1531 (509 amino acids)
Source: RefSeq, a predicted model, not a curated record
UAUGGGCCUAGAGAUCGGAAACAACAAGGCGGCUGCCGGAAAUCCAUAUGAGACAUCUCCAUCACCAUCACCAUCACCAUCAUCACCGGAGUUCAGCCCGCACCACCGGUACCACCAGCUGCUCAAGCAAACUCCUAAAAUGGUGAUAAUCUUUGCCGUGGUGGCACUUUCAUGUUUGGUUGUUUACCACUCAUCUGAUACCUCUCCAUUUUCCGGCGACUACUACUCUUUCGCCGCGGGUACAUUCCUAGCUGAUUCAGUAAGCAUAUGUAGUAAUUCAUUUAAUUAUUCUUUUUUUUUUAUCAUUUUUAUUUGUCUUUGCACAAUACUUUACUUUGAUUGGGAUCGAGGUUUAUACGCAAGUGAUAUUGAUCUCGAUGAGUUGAAAUUCAUAUUAAAAAAUGCUACAAUGAGCAAUAACACAGUUAUCAUCACAACUCUGAAUGAUGCAUGGGCUGAACCGAACUCUAUGUUCGAUCUGCUUUUGGAGAGCUUUCAUAUCGGAAAUCAAACAAAGAAGUUUUUGAAACACCUAGUUGUUGUAACUUUGGACCAAAAGGCGUAUGCUCGUUGCUUGACGUUACAUCCGCAUUGUUACAAUCUUAGCACUCGUGGAACGGAUUUCUCCGAAGAGGCAUAUUAUAUGACACAAGAUUAUUUGAAGAUGAUGUGGAGAAGAAUUGAUUUUCUACGAAACGUUCUUGAUUUAGGGUAUAACUUCGUUUUCACGGAUGCUGACAUAAUGUGGUUUAGAGACCCAUUUCCAAAGUUUUAUAUGGAGGCUGAUUUCCAAAUUGCCAGUGAUUAUUUUAAUGGUAACCCAUUAGACUUAAAAAACAAACCAAAUGGAGGUUUUAAUUAUGUAAAAUCAAAUAACAAAACCAUUCAAUUUUAUAAAUUUUGGUAUAACUCAAGGCUAAUUUAUCCACGCCUACAUGAUCAAGAUGUGUUCAACAAAAUCAAGUUUAGUCCUUUUAUAAAAGAUGUUGGAUUACGAAUUCGGUUCCUGGAUACCGGUUACUUUGGAGGGUUUUGUCAGCCAAGCAAAGAUCUCAACAAAGUAUGCACAAUGCAUGCCAAUUGUUGUGUUGGCUUGGAGAACAAGGUUCAUGAUCUUGGAAUCAUGCUCGAUGACUGGCGAAAAUAUAAAAGUUCGCUUGUGAAUCGUACGUCGACACAUGAGUAUGCAGGUUCAUGGACAGUUCCUCAACUUUGCAGAGCUAAAGGUUUCUUAGCUCACGAGUGUCUUUCGGGUGACCAUUUCCGGUCACCACCAGUCCCGUAUAACCUUCUACUCCUUAAACCCAUUCUAGAUCUGCCCAAACACACACACCACUCCAGUCCACUUCAGAUCUGCUCAAACACCCAAAAACCGUACCACGAACCACCGCCACACGCGCUCCCACGCGCCACCACUCUCCGUCGUCUGUCCUCCACGCGCCGGCGCAUGAAGGCGCGUGGCUCCGCCACCAGUCGUCGUCUUCUUUUCAGUGCAGUCGGAAUUCCUUCCCCGUCAGUUCCGUCCGGUUAG